This is a messenger RNA of Dicentrarchus labrax (European seabass), 2493 nucleotides long. It is a transcript of the gene gfi1ab, whose product is annotated as growth factor independent 1A transcription repressor b. The transcript has 7 exons. Lineage: Eukaryota; Metazoa; Chordata; Actinopteri; Moronidae. Gene Ontology annotation, cellular component: nucleus. The coding region runs from base 557 to 1699 and encodes 380 amino acids. The record is from RefSeq and is a predicted model, not a curated record.
UUGUUGAAUGCAGCUUAAGAUGGGUUUUUUAUUAGACAUUUAGCAGAGUCUGGCUGUGCUGGUCAGGCUACUGUGAGCUGAGACUCAUUUUAUUUUGCAGUGAUUGAGGAUGUUUGCGGAUAUUUUGAACGUGCAUUUAGUUCAUUCAGAUGUUGGCAGGCUGGUUGGACCCUGGACCCUGUAAGACAACCUCAGCUCAUUGCUGUAGCUGUGAGACAGAGUCGUGCCUCAUUCGGAUGCCAUAUAAAUCCGAUUUCUAUCAUUCGGCCUCAGUCGGCGGCUCUUUUUUUGCAGUGCAGUGAGCGCAGGAGCCGCUGCAGUGACACCUGUCCGCACACAACACCUGGCAGGCGGGACGGGACGCUGUGCGCAUGCUCCGUCGUCAGGUUGAAAUCUCUUAAAGCACUUGGAACCGCAUCUCGCCGCCACCAGUGCAGAUCAAAUCUUUGCAGGGUUCAGAGCGAGACGAGGACGCCUCUCUACAGCCGGAUUAUCAUCAUCAUCAUCAUCAUCAUCAUCAUCAUCACCAUCCCCUGUGUCUGCUCUCAGAUCAGAGAUGCCUCGCUCCUUCAUGGUGAAGAGCAAGAAGGCGCACAGCUACCACCAGCCCCGCAGUUUGGAGGAUGACUACAGCAGGCUGGACGCUAUACUGGAGCGCAUAUGCUCAGACGCUGAUAAGCUCCCAGAAGACACCGAGCUGUCGGUGGACAGGUACGGCCUCUCUCCGGACUCACACCUGGCUGACGCCGCCGAUUUCUCCCCGAAGUCCCCGCUGAGCUGCACCGACAGUCUGUGCGGUCGCUCCACGGACUACGAGGACUUCUGGAGGCCUCCGUCCCCCUCUGCAUCACCGGUAGAUUCUGAGAAGUCCCUGUCCACUUUGGUGGACGAGACCCAGCCCUUCACCGUUCCCUUCCGGCCAUAUGCCUGGAGCAGCUACGGGCCCGGGCUGAGGCCCUUGGUGCAGCAGAGCGUGGAGGUAGACAGGGGCCCGGCGGCGAUGGCCUUCUACGGGGACAGGAGCGCCCACUCUGCCCUGUACGCAGACCGGGCUCUGGGCCAGGAGGCUUUCGGGGACUACAGGCAGCACGCUGCUGCUCUGCUGUUCCCUGAAGGAGGCCUGCACAGAAAAACCCACAAUGUGAAGGCCCAGUCUGACCUGCUGUGCUCCAGUCUGAUCCUCAAUGGUGCUUACAAGUGUGUAAAGUGCAGCAAGGUGUUUUCUACUCCGCACGGUUUGGAAGUCCACGUCCGCAGGUCGCACAGCGGCACCCGACCAUUUGCGUGCGAAAUCUGCGGCAAAACGUUCGGACACGGAGUGAGCCUGGAACAACACAAAGCUGUGCACUCUCAGGAAAGAAGUUUCGACUGCAAAAUAUGCGGUAAAAGUUUCAAGAGGUCGUCCACUCUGUCGACGCACCUGCUCAUCCACUCCGACACCCGGCCGUACCCGUGCCAGUACUGCGGGAAGAGGUUCCACCAGAAGUCAGACAUGAAGAAACACACUUUCAUCCACACAGGUGAGAAGCCACACAAAUGCCAGGUGUGUGGGAAAGCCUUCAGCCAGAGCUCCAACCUCAUCACACACAGCAGGAAACACACCGGAUACAAGCCCUUCGGAUGCGACCUGUGCGGCAAAGGCUUCCAGAGAAAAGUGGACCUGAGGCGGCACAAAGAGACGCAGCACGGACUCAAGUGAAGGCGAAAUCCACCGCAACAAUCAUGUCAUGUAUUAUGACUUUACAGUCUUUAAAUUAUUAGUCCCGAAACGAGUGAGGACAUCUGACAGAGACAUUCUAGACAGAAGACAUUUGCGUUUUUCCCCCCAAUCGCUCAGUUUGAGGACAUUUCAUGGCUCAAGAUUGAUCCACUUUUAGCUCUGUAAAGACUUUAUGUGAAGGUGUAUUUGAAAUAUAUAUAGUUAUCUCAGAUUAUUUAUUUUUACUAAAGAAAGACUUAAUAAUAAGACGGACAUUUUGCAGCUAGAAGACAUCGGCAACACUAAAUAUUUUACCACCCUCCUGCAGAUUGUUCUACAGGCCCAGAGAACCAGAGAUAAGCUGUGAACUGUGAGACAUGAUGUGACGGAGCAUGAUAAAAAAAAAUAAUAAAAAAAAAAAUAAAAUCAACUUGUCACGUGAUAUAAAGCAGCUCAAGUGGUUUUAAACCCCAAAUAUUUGUACUCAGUCAAAUAACCGGAUCGACAAUAAAAGCGGACAGAGAUGAAAAUCUGCGCUUUCCCAAAGAACAGAAGCAUUUUGUUUUCAGUUCGGAGACAUGCUGGCAAAACAGCCUCCUCUCUCUGUGUGAUUUAAACAGGAGGGUUGCUGCCUCACUCACCAAGCUGUUAUCUUCCACUUUUCCAUUUUGCACAUUUUAUUGUCAGAAUGAACUUUUUUAAAAUAUCUUUUUUUUCCCUCCAGGUUUUUUUUUUAUUUUCUGGGUGGUUAUCAUUUAAAUAAAAUAAAAAUAAAAAUGCAAUAAAAUCUAAAA